AUGGCACCGUCCGACACAACCAUCAUCUUCGUCCCGGGAGCCUGGCACACCCCAGAUUGUUUCUCCCCAACCACCACUCUCCUCGAAGAGGCCGGCUACACCAUCGAUCUGGUCUACCUCAAAUCUGUUGGCCCAGCUGAACAUGUCAAGGACUCGCAACCGGACAUUGACACCACCGCCGCCGCCAUCAGGCGCGCUGUCGACCGGGGUCACAAAGUAGUCCUCGUGUGCCAUUCGUACGGCGGCAUCCCCGGCGCCCAAGCCAUCAAAGGUUACGAGUCUCACAUCAUCAAUUUCUUCCUGUGCUGUUCGUUCAUCAUCCCGCAAGGCAAAACCCUGAUCGGCGCCUUUGGCAGUGACUUACCCUGGUUCAACAUAUCCGAGGACAGAACGGAAGUCAACCCAGCCACUCCCGCCGAAACCUUCUACAACGACAUGUCUGAGGAGCAAGUCAAGGAAGCGGUGUCGAAGUUGAAACCGCACUCGUAUCAGACUUUCCAUUCCGUGGUCACGUACGAAGGGUGGCGGUUUGUGCCGACGACCUACUUAUACUGUCUGCAGGAUCAGGCGAUUCCAAUGUUUGUGCAGAAGUUGAUGGUCGAGGAGUUUGCAAAGGGGGUCGAUGUCAAGACGCCCACAGUGGAUGCCAGUCACACCCCGUUUGUGAGCAAGCCAUUGGAGACGGCGAAUGCGAUCAGGAGGGCGGCCGGCGAGAACAUUUGA
This is a messenger RNA of Exophiala spinifera, 723 nucleotides long. RefSeq lists its product as uncharacterized. NCBI's taxonomy places the organism in Eukaryota, Fungi, Ascomycota, Eurotiomycetes, Chaetothyriales, Herpotrichiellaceae. The record is from RefSeq and is a predicted model, not a curated record. Bases 1 to 723 code for a protein of 240 amino acids. The transcript has a single exon.